Colletotrichum paranaense is the source of this 1623-nucleotide messenger RNA. RefSeq names its product glucose-6-phosphate dehydrogenase. Gene Ontology annotation, cellular component: cytosol. The record is from RefSeq and is a predicted model, not a curated record. Gene Ontology annotation, biological process: pentose-phosphate shunt, oxidative branch; glucose metabolic process. Gene Ontology annotation, molecular function: glucose-6-phosphate dehydrogenase activity; NADP binding. Lineage: Eukaryota; Fungi; Ascomycota; Sordariomycetes; Glomerellales; Glomerellaceae. The transcript is spliced from 6 exons. The annotation marks the transcript as partial.
CCUGCUGUAGAGGCUUUUCUUUCCCCCUUCUUCUCUACAUCUCUCAUCCAAAGAAACAUUCAUAGUCGAGCCAGCUUCAUCACUGACAUCACACACACCAUGGCCGAUCACACCUCCGCCGCAGCUUCUAUGGAGCUCAAGGAGAACACCGUCAUCGUUGUUCUCGGUGCUUCCGGAGAUUUGGCAAAGAAGAAGACUUACCCUGCUCUGUUCGGUCUGUACCGAAACCAGUUCCUCCCCAAGGACAUUAAGAUUGUCGGAUAUGCGCGGACAAAGAUGGACCACGAUGACUACAUCCGCCGCAUCAGAUCCUACAUGAAGACACCCACAAAGGAGAUUGAGCAGCAGCUCAACGACUUCUGCAACCUCUGCACCUACGUCUCUGGCCAGUACGACAAGGACGAGUCAUUCCAGAACCUGACCCGGCACCUCGAGGAGCUCGAGCAGGGCAAGCCUGAGACUCACCGUCUCUUCUACAUGGCACUUCCCCCCAGUGUCUUCACCAUUGUCUCCCAGCAUCUCAAGAGAUGCUGCUACCCCACCAAGGGAAUUGCGCGCGUUGUCAUUGAGAAGCCCUUUGGUAAGGAUCUUGCCAGCUCCCGGGAGCUUCAAAAGUCCCUCGAGCCCGACUGGAAGGAGGAUGAGCUCUACCGCAUUGACCACUACCUCGGCAAGGAGAUGGUCAAGAACAUCCUUAUCCUUCGCUUUGGUAACUCCUUCUUCGGCUCCACCUGGAACAGGCAGAACAUCGACAACGUUCAGAUUACCUUCAAGGAGCCCUUUGGCACCGAAGGCCGUGGCGGUUACUUUGACGAGUUCGGUAUCAUUCGCGAUGUUCAGCAGAAUCACUUGCUUCAGGUCCUCACCCUGCUCGCCAUGGAGCGCCCCAUUUCCUUCGCCUCGGAGGACAUUCGUGACGAGAAGGUGCGCGUUCUCCGCGCCAUGCCCGCCAUCGAGCCCAAGAACGUCAUCAUCGGACAAUACGGCAAGUCACUGGACGGCAGCAAGCCAUCGUACAAGGAAGACGAUACUGUCCCCAAGGACUCGAGGUGUCCCACUUUUUGCGCCCUUGUCGCAUACAUCAAGAACGAGCGCUGGGAUGGCGUUCCGUUCAUCAUGAAGGCCGGCAAGGCCCUCAACGAACAAAAGACUGAGAUUCGUAUCCAGUUCAAGGACGUUACCUCGGGUAUCUUUAAGGACAUUCCCCGCAACGAGCUUGUCAUGCGCAUUCAGCCCAACGAGAGUGUCUACGUGAAGAUGAACUCCAAGCUGCCCGGUCUCAGCAUGCAGACUGUCGUCACCGAGCUUGACUUGACCUAUCGCCGCCGCUUCUCUGACCUCAAGAUCCCCGAGGCUUAUGAGUCAUUGAUUUUGGACUGCCUGAAGGGCGACCACUCCAACUUUGUCCGUGACGACGAGCUGGACGCCAGCUGGAGAAUCUUCACCCCUCUGCUACACUACCUGGACGACAACAAGGAGAUCAUCCCCAUGGAAUACCCUUAUGGUUCUCGUGGCCCCGCUGUCCUUGACGACUUCACCUCCUCCUAUGGCUACAAGUUCAGUGAUGCGGCUGGAUACCAGUGGCCUACUACCUCUGCUCAGGCUGCCCCGAACAAGUUGUGA